Messenger RNA from Dioscorea cayenensis subsp. rotundata (Guinea yam), 326 nucleotides. Its product is annotated as adenosine kinase 1-like. Bases 16 to 309 code for a protein of 97 amino acids. The transcript is spliced from 4 exons. Gene Ontology annotation, cellular component: nucleus; cytosol. NCBI's taxonomy places the organism in Eukaryota, Viridiplantae, Streptophyta, Magnoliopsida, Dioscoreales, Dioscoreaceae. Gene Ontology annotation, molecular function: adenosine kinase activity. Gene Ontology annotation, biological process: purine ribonucleoside salvage. The record is from RefSeq and is a predicted model, not a curated record.
UACUAAUCUUAAUAUAUGGACUAUGUUUUCAACAAUGAAACUGAAGCAAGGACCUUCUCAAAAGUCCAUGGUUGGGAGACUGAGAAUGUCGAAGAGAUCGCUUUGAAGAUCUCAGCAUUACCCAAGGCAUCAGGAACCCACAAGAGGAUUACUGUGAUCACUCAGGGCAGUGACCCAGUUGUUGUUGCUGAGGAUGGAAGGCUGAAAUUGUUCCCAGUGAUUCUGUUACCACCAAAGGAGAAGCUGGUGAACACCAAUGGAGCAGGAGACGCUUUUAUUGGGGGACUUCUCUCUCAGUUGGUGCAGUAGAAGAGUAUAGAGGAGUG